GUGUAGGUAGUGUUUGGCCUUUAACUUUGGGGAAAAUCUUGUUAUCUUUGGAGGAUUCAUUUACAUCCUGAUGUUGGUGACAAUUUUCAUCUGCUUCCAUUUGUUUUGCUUCAUAUCUUUCCAUGUUUCCCAUCUUUUUUCUGAGUUUGGGUGAAAUUGUGUUUGUUUUGAUAUUCUUACAAGUCUUGAUCCUCGUUUCAGAAUUUCUAAUAUUUUAUCACUUUGUUUCCUUCUUUAAUUAACCUUUCUUUUGCGGCUUAUUAACUCUUCUGUUGUUCAAAUACAAAUUUAAAUUAUAUUUGUUUUCUCAUUGCUUUAAAUAUGAAAAUAAUUAUUAAUUUUAGUUAUUUAAUUCAAAAAUGAGUAGUACUUCAGAGCACAUUUCUCAACGCCUUUAUUAUUCCAACCGAACACCAAAUUCGAGAGUUAGCCUUGUUGGGACUUCUGCUGCUUCUUCUCCAGUAAUGUUAAGUAAUUCUCCUCAAGUUAGAGGAAAUACAAAUCAAGUUGUGGUUGUUUCUGGAGAUAACCAGUUUAGAAGUAUUCCUAUUGGAAGCGUUGGUUAUCAUCCUCCGGGUUGUGCUUGUCCAAAUUGCGAAACUAAGUAUGUGCCACCCAUUGGACAUUCUACUUCUUUAGACAACCGCCACGAGAUUUACACAUAUUCAAUUGCAAAUGAUCCUUCAGGCAAUACUGAUGGAAUUGUACAGGAAUUCACAACAGAAAAUGGGGAGAGACAUGUGUUUGUCCCAUCCAUUCAUCACUCAACAUCUCUGGAUAAUCGACAAGAACUUGUAGCGAGAACUUCAGAAGAUAAUAAAAGGAAUGAAAAAAGUGAGAAGGAAGCCGUUAAGCGUGCUCGACAGGCUGAAGCUGCUCGUCUACGUUAUCACCGUUUAACACCAGACGAGAAAAAAGCUUUAAACCUCAAAAGGACAUUAGCACAAAAAAGAAAAAAACAACGAGAAAAGGAAAUGGCUCAAUUAGAAGCAAUAUUGCGUGCUAGUGGAGAUAUUUAUGACGAUCCAGAAGUUUUAGAACAACUUAGAGAAAAGAGAAUGCGUGCAAAAUGGGCUGAGGCUGCUCGUAAUAGAUAUCACAGAAUGACUGAUGAAGAAAGAAAAUCUCAUAAUAUGAAAAGACGAAUUAAACAACAAGUUUCUGUAAAAAAUGAAGAUAAAAGUGGUGGAAAUUUGGGCGGGGAGGCUAAUAAAAGAAUUAAAGAACAAAAUGCGAGAAAAGCUGAAGCUGCUAGACUGCGUUAUCAUCGAAUGACGUAUGACGAAAAGAAGAUGUAUAAUCAGCGAAGGACUGAAGCAUUUCGACGUAGAAGGAUGGAAGAAGAAACUCUUUUGGCUAUGCCUAUAGGAAGAAUUAAUGGAGAGGCACUUGAUAGAGCACAACAAAUUGUUAUUCGAAAUGCUAAGCGUGCUGAAGCUGCUCGGCUUCGUUAUCAAAGAAUGACACCAGAACAGCGAAGGGCUUACAACCAAAAACGUUACACUCCUAAACGUAAACGUCAAAUAAUGGAAGUUAUCUUGGCAGAUGUUGAUCCAGAUUUAAAAAUUGAAAAAUCAGACGAUGAAGAAGAAUAUGAUGCUCUUUCUUCUCUUGAACGUGACGUUUUAAGGCGUACUCAACAAGCACAUCAAAUUUUGCUUCGUCAGCGUGGUCAACAACAGCAACAGCCCCAACAACCAUCCCAACAACAACAACAGUUACCACCACCACCACCACAACAACAACAUCAUUAUAUUUCGCAUAGGACACCUCCAUUGACACAUGCGUGA
Messenger RNA from Meloidogyne enterolobii, 1790 nucleotides. The record is from the annotation of a GenBank genome assembly. NCBI's taxonomy places the organism in Eukaryota, Metazoa, Nematoda, Chromadorea, Rhabditida, Meloidogynidae.